AGGAAACACCGACAACUACAACAACUUAAAGAAUAGAACAAAAAAUAUAUUCUAAAAACAGAUAAUAGCUACAGAAACUGCAGUCGUGUCACAAGUAAACGCGAUAAAAAUUAUCAAAAAAAUAAGCAAACUUUUUUAAAAAGAAUCACAAAAUACAAUAUGGCUGAUGAACAACAACCUACUUUAUUGGCUGGACAUCCACCGGCAGUUAAGGCUGGUGGCAUGCGUAUUGUACAACAUAAAACACCCAAUGCGGAACGUCCUGCCAAAGAUGCCGAAGAUUGUACUGGUUUAACUCAACCUGUUAAUGUAAAUGCUAUGUCGGUGAGUGGAGCUCCUGUCAAGGGUAAUUCAGAUUAUAGUCCUGAGGCAGCCCAGGUGGCCCAUAAUCCAAAACCACCAGCACAUGUUGCUACAAAGCCCCAUAUUAACAUUCAACAACCUCGCAAAUGAACUAUCAGUACUUAAGAUGGUCGUCGUUCUAUAGAAGUCCUACGUUAAACAACAAUUAUCGUUGAAUUCUAGAAGUUAAACUUCUUUACUUUUUUUUGCGUAUUUAUUUGUUUUGGAAACAAUUAAUUUCUAUGAGUAAUAUACACAUUCCCUUUUUUAUAUUUCUUAUCUUUGUUUUUUUGUGUAAUUCUGCUUUGUUUUCUCCGUUUAAUUAAGUCUUAAAAAGAAUAGCAUUUUUGAAUUAAAAAUAAAUGUAUUUUAUGUUUCUGCUUAGAAUUUUUUAAAAAUAAUAUAAAAACGUUUUUAAAAACUAUUUUUCACAUCGUAA
Calliphora vicina (urban bluebottle blowfly) is the source of this 781-nucleotide messenger RNA. RefSeq names its product death-associated protein 1. Gene Ontology annotation, molecular function: death domain binding. The record is from RefSeq and is a predicted model, not a curated record. The transcript has 4 exons. Bases 160 to 453 code for a protein of 97 amino acids. Gene Ontology annotation, biological process: negative regulation of autophagy; cellular response to amino acid starvation; apoptotic signaling pathway. Lineage: Eukaryota; Metazoa; Arthropoda; Insecta; Diptera; Calliphoridae.